This is a messenger RNA of Leptinotarsa decemlineata (Colorado potato beetle), 3007 nucleotides long. It is a transcript of the gene MFS16, whose product is annotated as Major Facilitator Superfamily Transporter 16. Gene Ontology annotation, cellular component: membrane. Gene Ontology annotation, molecular function: transmembrane transporter activity. The record is from RefSeq and is a predicted model, not a curated record. NCBI's taxonomy places the organism in Eukaryota, Metazoa, Arthropoda, Insecta, Coleoptera, Chrysomelidae. Gene Ontology annotation, biological process: transmembrane transport.
UUUUUUCCUUAAUGUAAACAAAACAGGUGUCUUAGUCACAGUAUAGCUUAAAUUAUAUACUGUGUACUGUUACUUACUUUUAAAAUCAUAACUUAAUAGAUUUUUUUUUAUGUUAUCAUACUUUCAUCAAAAAGUUUUCAAUUAUCAUCAGUAACAUUGAUAGUUUACACAUUGCAGCAGUUCCCACCCCCCAAUUGUCCUAAGAAGAGUGAAUAUGAGUGUAUUAUUCAGUGAUGUACCCUGGGGAAUAAAAGUUUUACAGAAAUUGACGGAUAAGUGCUGCCCACGAUUUCAUAUCAAUAGAGAAUUAUGUUAUCGAUCAAGUAUAGUGUUUUUAACAUAUAUUGCGUAUAUGUGCUAUCAUUUGUCAAGAAAACCCAUUUCAGUUGUGAAAGCAGUGUUACAUAGGAAUUGUAGCGAUCUCACUCCUGAAACCAAGGAUCCGAAUAAUUCGUGUGAUUGGGCCCCUUUCGAUGGUUCAGAUGCUAGUGCAUCUCAGAUGCUCGGGGAGUUGGACUCUUCCUUCUUAUUUUGCUAUGCUAUAGCUAUGUUUGUGUCUGGGUUCGUGGCAGAGAGAGUCAAUCUAAGGUACUUUUUGAGCUUGGGAAUGUUGAUGUCAGGAAUUUUCUGUUAUAUGUUCGGACUUGCCAAAACUUAUCAAAUACAUAGCUUAUGGUACUAUGUACUGGUUCAGGGCUUGGCAGGUAUCUUCCAAACAACAGGAUGGCCAGGUGUUGUUACUGUAAUGAGCAACUGGUUUGGCAAAAGUAAAAGAGGUCUAAUUUUUGGCAUUUGGAAUUCCCAUACAAGUAUAGGAAAUAUUUUAGGUUCUUUGAUUGCAGCACAAUAUGUUGAAACUGAUUGGGCACUCUCCUUCGUGAUGCCGGGUUUCUAUGUUGGUAUAGUAGGAUUUAUACUAUUUUCAUUUUUAGUAGUAAACCCAGCUGAUGUUGGCUGUGCAACUUCCAAUGCAGGACAUGAGGAUCGCACGAGACGAUACAGGCCUUUGGACAGUCAAAUGAUAAACGAAGACAACUCAUCAGGCAUCAGCUCAGACGUUGAUGACACCGACAUCAUUGUCGGAGAACAAGCUAUCAUUUCCCGAUCACGAUAUUUGGCUGAAGAAAAUUUAGAAGUUCAAAGGAGAGUGACAGAACGCACCACUUUGUUAUCUAAUUCAUCUUGUGGGACUCCUGAUAAAGCCAUUGGAUUUUUGAAAGCUUGUUGCAUUCCCGGGGUUUUGGAAUACUCAUUAGCUUUAUUUUUCUCCAAACUAGUCAGUUAUACAUUUUUAUAUUGGCUUCCGUUGUAUGUGAAUGCCUCGACAACAAUGGGCGCUACCCUCAGUGCAGAUAUGUCUACACUUUUUGACGUAGGUGGAAUAGCAGGAGCUAUCAUUGCUGGAGUAAUAACAGAUAAAAGUGACAUGCCUGCUUCAACAUGUGCUUUCAUGCUGAUUCUUGCAGCUCCUAUGAUGAUCAUUUAUGAAAGAGUAAGUUCGGUGAGCUUAGGUUUGAACAUGAUUCUUUUGGUGAUAGUUGGAUUACUGGUGAAUGGACCUUACGCCUUGAUUACAACUUCAGUGUCAGCUGAAUUAGGAACUCAUGAAAGUUUGGAAGGCAAUUCGAAAGCUCUCGCUACUGUGACGGCCAUCAUUGAUGGAACAGGAUCUAUUGGUGCAGCGGUAGGACCUCUACUGGCCGGAUUUGUUUCAAAUUAUGGAUGGAAAUACGUUUUUCUAAUGCUAAUGAUCUCGGAUGUCCUGGCACUUUUUCUCCUCAUACGACUAGUGAAGCAAGAAAUAUAUAAGUUCCGAAACGGUCGAAGAUCAGGAAUUCGAUUGGAAUGAAUAUAGUAAAUCUAAGUGAAUGUUAAUUUUAUGUAUAUUUUAGCAAUUGAUGUGAUAAACAGAGAUCAGUUUUGUUGGGUUUUUUGAAAUAUUUUUCAGAAGACGAGUUAUGAAUUUUAUGUAUUUUUAUUUCCCUGAGAUUAGUUGGAUAUUGAAACUAUUGUAAUUUUAUUUUCAGAAGGUACUAGUUCUCUUACUCAAACAGUUUUUUUACAAAUGUAAAAUAUAAACUUUGUAUUUUAGAAUUUCUAGUUUUCUACCUUGCAGGUAAUGAUUUUAUUAGUCAUAGACUAAGUCACUAUAAAUCACAAGAUUUUUUCAAUAGUAUUUUCAAUGAUCAACUAUACAGACUUUUUCUAGUUAUGGUAUAAGCUGAUGAGUAGUUCAUUUGGAAUUGUGACAAGUGACACCAAGUUUGAUCAAUUAAAAUAUGUGAGAAUCUGUCAUUUUCAAUAUUUUGCUAAGCAAAUGACUUUACUAAUAAUUGCUAAUUUAUAUUAGCUUUACCUGUAUGUAUGUAUGUUUGUUUGUAACUAUCAAGCUUGGGAUCUGUAUUUGACAGAAUUAUACAUUAUUACUUGAUCUAUUCGCGGGCAGAUGGCGCUGUACGUAAACUCCUGUCAUGGCAUGAACCAACUGAUAUGUCGACAUCCUCAGCAUCUUCUCUAAUAGCGAUUCGAUGAUUCUCCAUAACAAUUUUCUUUAAAUUCUCAACAUUUUCAUCGGUUCUUGAUGUGCUGGGGCUCCAAGGCGAGCGUCGUCAUUCACGUCUUCUCGACCAUUUGUGAAAAGCUUGUACAACUUGUAAACAUUUUUCUGAUUCAGAGUACAAUCACCGCAUUUCAAAUGUUCAGUUUCUUACACAAAAUCGAUGCAAAUUUUUCAGUCAAUAUUUUUCGAUAGCAGAAAAUCGCUGAACACGCAGAACACUUUCAACUUUAAUGCCUCUCACCAAGAAACGAAACAUGUUUUACAGCUGAACAUAUGUUCGAGUUGAGUGUAUGACAUAAAUAAAAAUCGCUAAUCGAAUGUACUAAGCCCGAGAACUUUGAACAUAUACCUUCUUUUUAACAGACCUUGUAUGCAUUUUGAUUGAUGGAACUUGGCGUAUGAGGGAUACAUGUUGAGAUUAUUUUCAGAAAUAAAAGGAACGAUGAU